Messenger RNA from Xiphias gladius (swordfish), 2130 nucleotides. Its product is annotated as glycerol kinase-like. The coding region runs from base 223 to 1845 and encodes 540 amino acids. Lineage: Eukaryota; Metazoa; Chordata; Actinopteri; Istiophoriformes; Xiphiidae. Gene Ontology annotation, cellular component: mitochondrion. Gene Ontology annotation, biological process: glycerol metabolic process; triglyceride metabolic process; glycerol-3-phosphate biosynthetic process. The record is from RefSeq and is a predicted model, not a curated record. The transcript has 20 exons. Gene Ontology annotation, molecular function: glycerol kinase activity.
UCGUGCGAUCAGCAUGGGGCCGGUUCCGGUACGUCGCUCCCAUUAUCGAGACGGGGUUUUUGCACUCCCUGUCGACCUAACCCUCACGAGGAGUCGUGGCUGGUUUUAGAAAGAAAAGAAGACGCAAAAACAGUAGUACCGGGGAGCGCAGCCAGCAGCCGGUAGCGUUGAACGUCUUGUUUUCAGUGUUAUAACGUCUACGAGGGAAAGAAAAAUACAAGGAUGGAUCCGCUGGUUGCUGCGAUUGACCAGGGCACGAGCUCGACGAGGUUUCUGGUGUUCAACGCAAAAACAGCCAAACUGAUCAGUCACCAUCAAGUGGAAAUCAACCAGAGUUUCCCCAAGGAGGGCUGGGUGGAGGAAGACCCCAAGGAGAUAAUGCAGUCUGUCUAUGAGUGCAUGGAGAGGACUUGUGAGAAACUCUGUCAACUCAACAUUGACGUCUCCAACAUAAAAGCGGUGGGAGUGACCAAUCAGAGAGAGACGACCCUGGUGUGGGACAAAGAGACUGGAGAGCCACUCUACAAUGCCAUUGUUUGGUUGGACCUGCGCACACAGUCAACAGUGGAGAGGCUCAUCAACAAAGCUCCGGGCCGAAACAAGAACCAUCUCAAGCACAAGACAGGCCUUCCAAUCAGCACCUACUUCAGUGCGGUGAAGCUGCGUUGGCUUCUGGACAACGUGGAUGAAGUGCGACAGGCAGUACUGAGUGAGCGAGCCAUGUUCGGCACGGUGGACUCCUGGAUCAUCUGGUGCAUGACGGGGGGCAGGAAUGGAGGCAUCCACUGUACAGAUGUUUCUAACGCCAGUCGUACAAUGCUCUUCAACAUUCACACCAUGGACUGGGAUCCUGAACUGUGCAGGUACUUUGAUAUCCCCAUGGAAAUCCUCCCCAGAGUCAGAAGCUCCUCUGAAAUCUAUGGCUGGAUGAAAUCCAGCUCUCUAGCAGGAGUUCCAAUCUCUGGGUGUCUUGGUGACCAGUCAGCUGCUCUAGUUGGUCAGAUGUGCUUCAAGGAAGGCCAGGCCAAAAACACGUAUGGGACAGGUUGCUUCCUGCUUAGAAAUACAGGGACCAAGCCUGUUAUGUCAGACCAUGGCCUGCUGACCACAAUUGCAUAUAAACUAGGAAAAGAUGAACCUGCCUGCUACGCACUGGAGGGUUCCGUGGCCAUCGCCGGGGCAGUGGUACGGUGGCUGAAGGACAACAUGGGCAUUGUGAAAUCCUCCUCAGAGAUUGAGAAACUAGCUGCUGCAGCAGGCACGUCAUACGGCUGUUACUUUGUGCCGGCCUUUUCUGGCCUGUAUGCCCCCUACUGGGAGCCCAGUGCAAGAGGCAUCAUCUGUGGGCUCACUCAGUUCACUAACAGGAACCACUUGGCUUUUGCUGCUCUGGAGGCCGUCUGUUUUCAGACCAGGGAGAUCCUCGAUGCGAUGAACCAGGACAGUGGUGUCCCUCUGACGCAGCUGCAGGUGGAUGGAGGCAUGACAUCCAACAGGUUACUGAUGCAGCUGCAGGCCGACAUCCUCUGCAUACCCGUAGUACAACCCACCAUGUCAGAGACCACAGCUCUGGGUGCAGCCAUGGCAGCGGGGGCAGCAGAGGGAGUGGACGUGUGGAGCCUGAGCCCCGGUCACCUCCCACAUGUAACUUCGGAGAAAUAUGAACCUCAGAUCAACUCUGACGAGAGCGAGUUCCGCUUUGCUCGUUGGAAGAAGGCGGUCCAGAAGGCCAUGAACUGGGAGACCACAGAGCCUUGCUGCAAUUCCAAUGGUUUAGGAAAGAAGAUUAACAGUGCACCCUGGGGGGUCCCUCCCACUCCUCCACCCACCAGAGUGGACCCCUAAGAUCAGCAGCAGUAACAUACCUGUGGUACAAGACCCCCAAUGUGAACAUGGAACACUACUGCGGAGCAAGACUGGAAGAGGAAAUGUGCUCACAGUGAAUACAGGACUUGUCGGCUGCAUGACCUGAUGUGCAGCCAUCCUGAGUGAUGAAUAGCCUUCUAGAAGUAGUAUCUUGUGACUGAACAGUUAAUCAUCAACUUCAAGUGCCAGCUGGAAUCAAGUGACCUGUGAAGCUUUUUGAAGCGACAAGGGAAACAUUUGAUGGAUUUUUUUUUCUUCCUUUUU